GAUGAAACGAGGAGGAGGAGAAGAUAGUGACCUUAAUUCAUCAGAAGAAGGUACUGCAGACAAAUGCAAGAAACUGAGGACUACAAAUGAACAGUCUCAGAGUUGUGAUUGGGGUAAUCUACUUCAAGACAUUAUUCUCCAAGUUUUUAAGUAUUUGCCUCUUCUUGACCGGGCCCAUGCUUCACAAGUGUGCCGCAACUGGAACCAGGUAUUUCACAUGCCAGAUUUGUGGAGGUGUUUUGAAUUUGAACUGAAUCAGCCAGCUACAUCUUAUUUGAAAGCUACACAUCCAGAGCUGAUCAAACAAAUUAUUAAAAGACAUUCAAACCAUCUACAGUAUGUCAGCUUCAAGGUGGACAGCAGCAAAGAAUCAGCUGAAGCAGCUUGUGAUAUAUUAUCGCAACUUGUGAAUUGCUCUUUGAAAACACUUGGACUAAUUUCAACUGCUCGGCCAAGCUUUAUGGAUUUACCAAAGUCACACUUUAUCUCUGCACUGACAGUUGUGUUUGUAAACUCCAAAUCCCUGUCCUCGCUUAAGAUAGAUGAUACCCCAGUAGAUGAUCCAUCCCUCAAAGUACUAGUGGCCAACAACAGUGAUACGCUAAAGCUGCUAAAAAUGAGCAGCUGUCCUCAUGUCUCUCCAGCAGGUAUCCUUUGUGUUGCUGAUCAGUGUCAUGGCUUGCGAGAACUAGCCCUGAACUACCACUUAUUAAGUGAUGAGUUGCUACUGGCUUUGUCUUCUGAAAAACAUGUUCGAUUAGAACAUUUACGCAUUGAUGUAGUCAGUGAGAAUCCUGGACAGACACACUUCCAUACUAUUCAGAAGAGCAGCUGGGAUGCUUUCAUCAGACAUUCACCCAAAGUGAACUUAGUGAUGUAUUUUUUUUUAUAUGAAGAGGAAUUUGACCCAUUCUUUCGUUAUGAAAUACCUGCUACCCAUCUUUACUUUGGAAGAUCAGUAAGCAAAGAUGUGCUUGGCCGUGUGGGAAUGACAUGUCCUAGACUAGUUGAACUAGUAGUGUGUGCAAAUGGAUUACGACCACUUGAUGAAGAGUUAAUUCGCAUUGCAGAACGUUGCAAAAAUUUGUCAGCUAUUGGACUAGGAGAAUGUGAAGUCUCGUGUAGUGCCUUUGUUGAAUUUGUGAAGAUGUGCGGUGGCCGCCUGUCUCAAUUAUCCAUUAUGGAAGAAGUUUUAAUUCCUGACCAAAAGUAUAGUUUGGAGCAGAUUCACUGGGAGGUGUCAAAACAUCUUGGUAGAGUGUGGUUCCCAGACAUGAUGCCCACUUGGUAGAGACCACAUGAUGUAGGGCAUGAUGAAUAGCACCUUAACUACCAAGCAAAUGUUUAAAAUUAAAGUUUAUUUGCUGUAGUUCUGAUAUAAUUUACUAUUUUGUGGGACAGAAAUUUGAUAAUAUUCAGUGAGUAUAUAAGCUUGUUUUUUGGAAGACCCAAGAAUCAGUUUUCACCAGAAAAUUCCAUUUGUUUCUUUAGCCUAAUAGCAAUCAAAUAUCGAAGGAAAAGUCUAUUUAAAUGUGAUUCAGAUGUGAAGGUAAUAACCAGUUAGAAAGAUUAAACAGUUUACAUACAGUCUGAAGGAAACAAAACUAAAUAUUACAAUAUCUAAGAAGUGAGUACUAAUAGGUUUUCCAAAAUGUUUUGUUCUCUAUGCAUUUUUUGAAAAUGUACACUAGGACAUUUUAGGGUCUUUAGUUAUACAUACACCUGUUAUAAGGUGUUUAAUAUAGCUCAGGAAAGUGAGCAUUUGUGAGAAAAAUGUAGGAUAUAUCAUAUCUAAUGAAAAAGAUUGAAUGUUUUCAGAUGUUAUAAAGCUGUUUAAAAGAAAAAGAGGUACAGAUAAUUGGAACACUUAGAAAAUUAAUAAAUGUCACACAGUGGUUAUUAUAGAAGGAUAAUACACAGAGCCAAGGUCAAAUUAAAAGAAAAUAAAUGGAAUAGAAGGGAGGCAGUAUUUAGCUUUGUAUAAACUUAUAGGUUUACUCUGUAAUCUGCUAAAUCAUAUAAAUUUUUUUUCCUGUGAUACAUUAUUAUAUAUGUGACACUUGAGGCAUUGUGUGUAAAGUAAGGAAUGCUUUACCAGUUCUCCUUGUGUAUCUUUGUUUAAGCUAGCUUUGAAGUAUUAUGUAAUAAUUGAAAUGAAAAGCUUAUCUAUUUUUAAAAGCCAAAUUGAAAUAAUUAAAGGGUAGAACUCUAAAAUGUUCAUAAAUUUUUUCCAUGAAAACACUAGUCUCCAGUGGAUUUUAGUGAUGGCUUAUGUUUCCAUUUUGGAAUUAAUAUAGUUAUAUAAGUAGAAUUUUUAAAAAUUAUAAAAUGAUUACCAGUGUACAGUUCAGCAUAAACAUUAAAUUUCAAAGAGGAUAUAUUUAAGUUGAUAAUCAUAUUUUUGAGUAAAUAUUGCUCAGUGACCCAGAAAAUUUUAAUAAAAAAUGUCUAUAGUUUUGUGAUUGUUAAUUUGUUUAAACUGAUAUUUUAUAUUAUUUAAGUUAGGUAGGUUUUUAUAUUAUUUUCAUAUGAAUAAAUGUAAUUCAUGCAUUGUAGAGUCUGUAAUGAUUAAGUUUUGGGCUACAUUUAGAUUUUUUUAGAUAUUAUAUAAACUUUGAUUCUGGGCAGUAGUGUUAGUAGGUACUACCCUCCUAAGGAAAAUUAUAAGUGAUUUACCCCCAGUGGAAUAAUACCUUGAUGCUUGAAAUGGCUCUCCUCAGUAGUGUGACUUUUAGAAAGUAUCUUGGUAGUUACGGAAGCUAACUUUCUUACAGAUCUAAUCUAUUUUUAAAAUAGAUGAACUUCCUAAGAAUCAAGUGACAGAUGAUUUUCUACAAAAUUUAUGGUUUCAAAAGUGAUGAUAUUCUACCUUGUAGCCACUUACAGAUAGGAAGAAAAAAGACUGAUCCAGACUUGAAAACUAAAAGCAAUUAUUGUAAUAUUUCUUCUCUUACUAAAUAGUAGAAAGCUUCAAUUGUACAAGAAAAUAUCUGUGCUAAUAGAUGAAGUUUUUUUUUUCUUGAACACCUUUGGAAAAUGAAUUUGAUAGUAUUUAAUCAGUUCUAACCAAAGCUUUUCUUGGAAAUUUAAUUUUUGUACAGAUUGAAUUAUAUAAAAUGCUUGGCAUAUUUUAAGUCACUUUAUAAGCAAGAUGCAUAGCACUUAAUUUGUUUAUACUGUAAAGUACAUGUUAAAUGCUUUUAUCAAUUUGAGAAUAAAGAUAGUUACUAA
This is a messenger RNA of Tupaia belangeri chinensis (Chinese tree shrew), 3231 nucleotides long. It is a transcript of the gene FBXL3, whose product is annotated as F-box and leucine rich repeat protein 3. Lineage: Eukaryota; Metazoa; Chordata; Mammalia; Scandentia; Tupaiidae. Gene Ontology annotation, cellular component: mitochondrion. The record is from RefSeq and is a predicted model, not a curated record. Gene Ontology annotation, molecular function: protein binding.